CGUCCGACGGCCGGCAUCAUGUUACCCUCGUACGCGAUGCCGAGGUUGGGAUGGAAUUAGAGGUAGUAUAAAUACGUAGGGGCCCAUCGCUGACCGAGAAUGUGGGAAGCCUCAAGGCCUACCGUCCGCUCCAACCCAAAGCGCGGCCCCCACAAUCUUCGAUACGAUGCGUCCGUCUCUCCCCUCGGCUCUCGCCGGUGGGCUGCUCGUCCAGGGCGCCACCGCCCUCUGGCUCUUCCCCGAGGCUCGCAACUUCAUCUAUAUCGUGCCCGAUGGUUACGGCCAGGCUAGCCAGACGAUGGCUCGCGACUACGUCUCGCUGCUGCGGAAUGGAGAGAAUCCCAAGGCACCCGUGAGCAUCCAGCUUGCCGCCGACAACAUGGUCAUUGGCCUGGUCCGCACUCAGGCGAGCGACAAUCUCAUCACCGACUCGGCGGCUUCGGCUACCGCGUUUGGCUGCGGCGUCAAGACAUACAACAACGCCAUUGCCGUCGAUGACGAUGGAUUGCCCGUCGGUUCUAUUCUCGAGGCCGCGAAGCUCAAGGGCUUCAAGACGGGUCUCGUGGUAACGUCGACGAUUAACCACGCAACACCAGCAUGCUACGCGGCGCACGUCAAGAACCGCAACUCGUACGCCAAGAUUGCCGAGCACGAAAUCGGGUACUCCCACCCCCUCGGGCCCGUCGUCGACAUUCUCCUGGGUGGUGGACGAUGCUAUUUCAAGCCGCAAUCGGACCCUACCUCGUGCCGGAAGGACGACGUUGACUUGUUCGGGUUCGCCAAAACGAAGGGUUUCCGCGUCCUGCAGGAUCGUGCUGGUUUCGACGAGCUCAAGAAGGGCAAAGCCAAGGCUGCUGAUCUGCCCUACAUCGGUCUGUUCAAUGACGAUCAGAUGAUGUACGAGAUCGAUCGAUCCCGCCAGCCUGAACAAGAGCCCUCGCUGCUCGAGAUGGUGGAGACCGCGCUCAAUUCGCUGGACCGCGCCACUAAGUGGAGUUUGAAGGGGUAUUUCCUGAUGAUUGAGGCCUCGCGAAUUGACCACGCCGGACACGCCAACGACCCCGCGGCUCAUCUUCACGACACCAUCAUGUACAACGACGUGAUGGGUUUCGUCAGGGAGUGGAUCGACCUGCACCCCGACACCAUAAUGCUGUCUGCUGCUGACCAUGAGUGCGGCGGACUGACAUUGAAUGGAUUCAACCCCCUCCCUCUUAAGCAGGUUUCCAUGUCCAUUGAACAAGUGAAUCGCCUAUGGGGAGAUUUCAAUGGAACCGACCGCAGGGAGUAUCUGGUCGAAACCAUACUGCCCGGGUACGGGCUCGCUGGUCUCUCGGAUUCCGAGAUCGACACGAUCCUCCGCAACAACAACCUCGGUGGAGACUUGACCAGUCGUCUGAGCAGGAAGGCGGGUGUCAAUUGGUCGACCGGUGGCCACACGGCGUCGGACGUCACCCUGUACGGGUACGGAAACGGCUGGAGGGGAGGUAACCUCAAGUCGGACAUGGCAGGAAACCACGACAACACGGAACUGCCCAAAUAUAUCGAAGGAGUCUUGAAGGUGAAGUUGGACGAUGCGACGAGGGAGCUUCGCCGUCGCGGCACCGACUGGGUUGGGAAAAGAGAGGUAGCUGGCCCCGAUCACGUCCAUGACCACGACCAUAACCACUAGAUGAAACCGAUUCCGUGAGGAAGCGGGAUUGGUAUCAGCGAACAGCAAUGGUGCAAUGCCGCAUGAUCGUAAAUCCAGUCUUUGUUUAAUGAUGUUGGUAAACGAAUGCCGACGCUAAUCUAUCGUGAACGUAACCUCUAUUUGGAGCUUUUG
Messenger RNA from Durotheca rogersii, 1822 nucleotides. RefSeq names its product alkaline phosphatase. Gene Ontology annotation, molecular function: alkaline phosphatase activity. Gene Ontology annotation, biological process: dephosphorylation. Gene Ontology annotation, cellular component: fungal-type vacuole membrane. The record is from RefSeq and is a predicted model, not a curated record. NCBI's taxonomy places the organism in Eukaryota, Fungi, Ascomycota, Sordariomycetes, Xylariales, Xylariaceae. The transcript has 4 exons. Bases 167 to 1669 code for a protein of 500 amino acids.